AUGUAUCCAAAAGCACAAGAUGAAGAAGCACAAGCACAAGACGAAGAAGCACAUGCACAAGACGAAGAAGUAUAUGCACAAGCACAAGAUGAAGAGGAAGAAGAAGCACCAGCUCAAAAUGAAGAUGAAGAAGCUGCACCAAGGACAUAUAGGAUAAUUCCCGACAUUCGACUCAACUCGAAAUUUUAUGUGGACAAUUUUGGAUAUAAAUAUUAUCAAAAAAAGGUACUCAUCAAUCGAAUAACUUUGAUAUGUGAGCUACAAAAAAAAGUCAACCGUCCUAUAUGUCAUGGUACAGCAUCCAUCAGUAGAAAUGAGAUGGACAACCACAUUUUGAUUGUAAACCCACACAAUCAUCAGCCGGAUGACAUUGAUUUAAAUGUACCAUUCCUGAGGAAUGCUCUCGGUGAGAGAGCUGUUGAUAGGACUAUCACAAAUCCAUCAAUUCGAGGUCUAUAUAAUAGCGAAAUAAUUAGGCAUCCCGAAGCUGCCAUUCGCUAUACAUUCCUCCAAUCACAAUCGAGGGCAAAAAAGAUGAGACAGUCGAGGCGCCCUCGGUUACCUCAGGACAUGCACGACCUUUCAGAAAUGUUGAGAGACCCCCGGAAUACAAAUUAUGCUUCCACAUUUCAAAUUCCUUCAACUGCAUUUUUCAAUCAAGAAUUGAUUGUAAAUGGAGUAAGUGUUGGAAUUAUUUUUGCAAAUAUUUCUGCAAUUGAAAGGUAUCGUGAACAGUUGGUUACAGUAGAGAUGGUUGGAAUAGACGGUACCUAUAAGACGCUUCCUCAAGUGCCAGGGGACUUGCGAUCUUUCUUGACAUUUCAAAUACUCUACAAAAGUGUGGCAUUUCCAAUGGUCUAUGUCCUUUUGGGAAGUGAGACAAAAGAUACGUACUCUGCGUUAUUCGCCGUGAUACGCAAUAUUCUACCAUUAAAUUAUGAUAGAAUCCGGUUUGUUACUGAUUAUGAGCGUGCUCUCAUGAAUGCUGUCCGACAAAUCUUCCCGAACAGUGAUUUGCUAUGUUGUUGGUUCCAUUAUACUCAGUCAGUUGUAAGAUAUUGUCACCGAAAGGUGAAUGGUGUCUUGAACUUGGUAAAGAGGCAUGAAGUGGCAGCUCGUAUUUUCAGAAUGGUACUAGCAUUGCCUCAUCUACCGGCUGAAAGGGGUAAUCCGAGGUGCCCUAAUUUUUGUAUGGAAGAUGGCUUCCAUACAAUUGUCGACUACUCCUCACAAUUUUCUGAAAUUCAUGAGGUUAUGAGUCGUUUCUUCUACAUUUUCAAUUAUUGGUUUUUGCAAAUUGGUCCUCGGCACUUGAGCGUUUUUGGUCAAGAUCACCGGGCCAAAAACUACUUGGAAUCCUUCCACUCAACGUUGCUCACCCAAAUUGGACGCCACCCUAAUAUUUGGGAUUUUCUUCAAAGGCUGAUUAUUGUGGAAAAUCAGUUCUUUGUAGAAUUUCAACAGUGCACCAAUAACCUCAUGAUCAGAGAUGGCACUUCCAGAUCUGAAAGAGAAAACACAACAAGGAUCAUCAGAGAAUCUGUACAGCAACUGAACAGAGACGGUGAUCUAUUGAUGUUUUUGAGGAGGACUGGUCACCGAAACGAUGGCUAUGUUCGACAACAAAUUGGACCUUAUCCUUGAGUACAUUGUAAAUACUGAGGUCUAUCAUUGUUGAUGUCCGGAGUAAUUUAACAGCCUAUAUUUGUCACUAACCGAUCUAUACACACAAACACAUAUACAUAUAUACACACCUUACACAUCAUUACAUCUCAUAGCUAGCUAGUAUUUGCGUGGCGAACCCAACCACUACUAGUUGAGUUAUAACACUAUUACACAUAAAACAUGCAGAUCGGUUGGUGUAUAAUAUGGUGUGUGUUAACAUCUUUAAGCCGGGGUGCGUGAUCUACCAUAGUCCCUGUUAAACAGUUGAAAAUGUAUGAAGAAUUUUGUAUAAAAUGAACUCCACUGGUGAUUCUGUUUCAUAUCUCGGCCACAAAAUCUUUACUUAACACAUGCGAGUGUAAUCGAUUCAUAGAUGUAAAAGCAAACCACAAACACAUUCAAACCUUCAUAACUCAAAUCAUACAUAAAGUGCAUACUGCAUACCUCAUUCAAUAAUAAAGAAGCUGCUACUUCAGGUCUGUGUUCCAUAUUAAAUGAUAGAAUUUGGUGUUUCCACAGGAGUUAAUUUUCUGUGGCUGGUUCAGACAUUAAAUAUGUGAUCUAUUAUUACUAAACAUAAC
Molecule: messenger RNA, 2246 nt
Organism: Rhopalosiphum padi (bird cherry-oat aphid)
Lineage: Eukaryota; Metazoa; Arthropoda; Insecta; Hemiptera; Aphididae
Exons: 11
Coding region: 1-1644 (547 amino acids)
Source: RefSeq, a predicted model, not a curated record